GCCACCAUGCCCAAGAGAAAGGCUGAAGGGAAUGCUAAGGGAGAUAAAGCCAAGGUGAAGGACGAACCACAGAGAAGAUCCGCGAGGCUGUCUGCUAAACCUGCUCCUCCAAAGCCAGAGCCCAAGCCUAGAAAGGCCCCUGUAAAGAAGGGAAAGAAGGUACCCAAAGGGAAAAAGGGAAAAGCUGAUGUUGGCAAGGAGGGGAAUAACCCUGCAGAAAAUGGAGAUGCCAAAACAGACCAGGCACAGAAAGCUGAAGGUGCUGGAGAUGCCAAGUGCAAUGUGUGCAUUUUUGAUAACUGAGUACUUCUGGUGACUGUACAGUUUGAAAUACUAUUUUUAUCAAGUUUUAUAAAAAUGCAGAAUUUUGUUUUACUUUUUUUUUUUUAAGCUAUGUUGUUAGCACACAGAACACUUCAUGGUUGUUUUUGGGGGAAGGGGCAUAUGUCACUAACAGAAAGUCUCCAAAGCUGGAUUGAUGUGAGGAAAACACCUUUCCCUUCUAGUUUUGAGAGACUUCCUCUUGGCUCCCAGGAGGAGGGAUUCCCUGACUCUGACACACAUGGCCACCUUGGCACAAAAGCUUUGUGGU
This is a messenger RNA of Gorilla gorilla gorilla (western lowland gorilla), 592 nucleotides long. RefSeq names its product non-histone chromosomal protein HMG-17-like. The transcript has a single exon. Gene Ontology annotation, biological process: chromatin organization. The record is from RefSeq and is a predicted model, not a curated record. Gene Ontology annotation, cellular component: chromatin; nucleus. Gene Ontology annotation, molecular function: nucleosomal DNA binding. The coding region runs from base 7 to 303 and encodes 98 amino acids. NCBI's taxonomy places the organism in Eukaryota, Metazoa, Chordata, Mammalia, Primates, Hominidae.